AUGCACGGUGUUUAUUCCGGCACUUGGUACCCAUCUAUCGACAUUGUCUUACAGAACAAGGCCUUGAGAAUCACUCUCGGUUGCCCAAUGACUGCUAAAGUUCUUGUCACGAGGAAAGAGCUAGACUUCCCCUCAAUUCACACUCCCUCGUCAGCGUUGCCUGCCUCUUCCCCCAACCGCAGGCGGACCAUCUACGUGGUGACGGCGACCUACCCGCGCCUCAACCAGAUGCCAGAGAUGACCCGGCUGGCCCAGACCUUGAUGUUGGUGCCAGACGUGUACUGGAUCGUGGUUGAUGACGCCUACGUGGAGAACGAGAGACUCAAGGAGUACCUUCGCUUCACGGGCCUUCCGUUCACGUACAUGAUAGCGCCCAUGCCCCGCGCGGCCAGGAACCGGGAAAAUCUGCCCACGGGCGUUGCCAACCGCCGCGCCGCCCUCGCCUGGAUCCGCAAGAACGCCGAGACGGGCGUGAUCUACAUCGCCGACGACGAUAAUGUUUACGACAUAAGGCUGUUCGAAGAGAUUCGCUCAACUAAAAACGUGUCAUUAUUCCCCGUCGCUUUUUUGAUUCCAUCUCAGCUGACGACGCCCGUGCUGAAGGAUGGGCGGUUCAGGGAUUGGUACGACGGUUGGAAGGCCACCAGAAAGUACCCUGUCGAUAUGGCAGGGUUAGCCAUCUCCGUGGAACUGCUUUUGAAACGCCCUCACGCCAACAUGCACUGGUCGUACGGCUACCAGGAAGAAAGCCUCCUCGCCAGCAUGGGAGUGGCGCCUGACGACCUCGAGUUCAAGGCCGAGAACUGCACCAAGAUAUGGGCGUUUCACACGAAAUCAAAGGCGCCUAAACCCGCGUCCAGGGAUCUGUGCGACGCUCGCUUCGACGACACUAAUCUGCGAUUCCUGGAGAGCCAGAUGGGGCUCUCGUGCAACUGA
This is a messenger RNA of Penaeus indicus, 936 nucleotides long. Its product is annotated as galactosylgalactosylxylosylprotein 3-beta-glucuronosyltransferase S-like. Gene Ontology annotation, molecular function: galactosylgalactosylxylosylprotein 3-beta-glucuronosyltransferase activity. The record is from RefSeq and is a predicted model, not a curated record. Gene Ontology annotation, cellular component: Golgi membrane. The coding region runs from base 1 to 936 and encodes 311 amino acids. The transcript has 7 exons. NCBI's taxonomy places the organism in Eukaryota, Metazoa, Arthropoda, Malacostraca, Decapoda, Penaeidae. Gene Ontology annotation, biological process: carbohydrate metabolic process; chondroitin sulfate proteoglycan biosynthetic process.